GCCACUGUGCCAGUCGGUCUCGGUCUCCGCAAAAAAAUCAAACACGCCCGAGCUGAGUCCGUGAGCGAGUUGUGUCGAGUCGAGUCGUUAACGCCGAGCGGAUAAAAUUUUGUUAAAAAAGCCCAGAUACAUAGAUACAUUUUCCACAUCUUUUUUGUGUUAGAGUCAAAGAACUAAGAUAAGACUUUCAGAUCUAGCAAAUAUGUCCCAUAGUUCCCCGAGAAGCGUAUCCACUGCUCUAAACACUUAACAAACAAUGCCCAAAGUUAAGGCGCAAGGAAACACUAACAAUCGAAACCAAUAAAAUGAGCCCCGUUGCCUGCAACACCAACACUAACAUCGGUCACAUCGAGCAGGUUGCAGGCACUCAAAGGACAAAACUAGCUGGGAUAGGAUCAAUCCGCAUCGGAACAACCACAAUCACAACGAUAUUGAACCAGCGAUGAGAUGGAGCGUCCGUUGGGAUGACGAACUCAGAAACUCAGUAAGGGAGCUGCAACUGAUACUGAAACUGAAACAGAAACAGAAACAGAAACCACAGCGGCACUCGGAAUUUAGUGGCGACGAAAAUAGAAAAUCUGUGAAAUUCAACCCAAAAUAAACGGCAGAGGCAGCCAUGAACAGUGCGGAUAUAUUGUAAUUAUUAAUGAGCGCAUAGAGCGGGCAGAGUGAGCGGCAGCAGCAGCGACGAACAGAGCGAUACGUAGCGGGAUAUCACGAUGUACACUCUGCUGGAGCUCGACUAACACACUGACACACACCACCCACCCCGGCCCAGGACCCCCAGGACCCUCAGUCCCGACAGAUUCCCCACAGGACGUAAGGACGACGGCAGGCAGGAAAGGCAACGAAAGGCUCAAUUUCAAGGAAUUUGCAAAGCGCUCGCAGACCAGCUCACCCACACACACAUACACACACUAACAGUCACACACACACACACAUGAGCGGGCAUCUCUCUCGUCAGGAUAGAAGUAAUUAAAAGUAAAUAAAGGAGGCAAGUGAAGACCAAAAAAAAAAAGAAAAAAGUCCCUAAAGCGUGAAGCGCUGGAAAGGCAGGAAGUAACCUGAUUACGGGCAGAGAAGCAGCACAAGCAGCAGCAGCAGCAAUUAAUGCCGCUGGAGGAAGGAAUCCGAUUCAGAACCAGAACCAGAAGCAGAAGCAGAAGCAGAGGAAGCGCAUCAGGAUCUGCUGCCACUGGACUGAGCUCGACUCGAUCUCCCAUCACGCGGACGCGGACCGAGUAUUGGAGAAAGGAACAGAGGAGAAGAAAGGAACCACUCUCUAAGCUCUAAACACCCCCACUCAACCAACCAUACACAUGCACUGAAGUACUGACUGAAUGCCUCGCUGCCUAAACAACCAACUAACUCACUGACUGAGAGACUUCAACAAGCGGAGAAGUACGGAGAAAGCCCUGACUAGAAGCCCAAGUAGCCGAGCGGAUAAGAAAUAAAGAAAUAAAGAAAUACAGAAAGGGGGAACCAGCUAGCAACUAAACUAAAGGAGCAACCUUGACUAAUAACUGCAACCACAAGAACAGCAACAAAACAACUACAACUUACUUUAUACGCAACUAAACAAAAAAAAGAAACAAAAAGGAAAACAAACAAAAAAGAAUAACCAAAAACCAAACAAACUUCGAUUUUUAAUGCAAGACUACGAAAAGCCACGACAGCCGUUUUAAAUAAGCAACUUUCGCACCCUCCCGAAAUUUCAACUUCCAACACCUGAAACCAGAAACCAAUCAACACACAAAACACCCAAAAAAAAAAAAGCACACAGCACCACCAUGAGUGAUUCAAAAAUGGACAAGCUGGCCCGGAUGGCGCCCCUGCCCCGCACACCGCUGCUGACCAUCUGGCUGGCCAUCAACAUGGCCCUGAUCGCACAGGAAACGGGCCACAAACGGAUCCACACAGUGCAAGCGGCGACUGGCGGUGGCAGCAUGCUGGGAGACGUAAACAUAUCCGCUAUACUCGACUCCUUUAGUGUUAGUUACGACAAAAGAGUAAGACCCAAUUACGGUGGACCUCCUGUCGAAGUCGGAGUCACCAUGUAUGUGCUAUCGAUCAGCUCGCUCUCAGAAGUGAAAAUGGACUUCACAUUGGAUUUUUACUUUCGUCAAUUUUGGACCGAUCCUCGUUUAGCGUAUAGAAAACGACCUGGUGUAGAAACACUAUCGGUUGGAUCAGAGUUCAUUAAGAAUAUUUGGGUACCUGACACCUUUUUUGUAAAUGAAAAACAAUCAUAUUUUCACAUUGCAACAACCAGUAAUGAAUUCAUACGUGUGCAUCAUUCUGGAUCGAUAACAAGAAGUAUUAGAUUGACUAUUACCGCAUCGUGUCCGAUGAAUCUACAAUAUUUCCCCAUGGAUCGCCAGCUGUGCCACAUUGAAAUCGAAAGCUUCGGUUACACGAUGCGAGAUAUCCGAUAUUUCUGGAGAGAUGGACUGAGUAGUGUUGGCAUGAGCAGUGAGGUCGAACUACCGCAGUUCCGAGUUUUGGGACACAGGCAGAGGGCGACCGAAAUAAACCUAACCACAGGCAACUAUUCGCGUUUAGCCUGCGAAAUACAGUUCGUGCGUUCGAUGGGCUACUACCUUAUACAAAUCUACAUACCCUCUGGACUGAUCGUUAUUAUAUCAUGGGUAUCAUUUUGGCUCAAUCGCAAUGCAACGCCGGCGCGUGUGGCGCUCGGUGUGACAACCGUGUUGACAAUGACCACUUUGAUGUCGUCAACAAAUGCAGCGCUGCCAAAGAUUUCGUACGUCAAGUCGAUUGACGUCUAUCUGGGAACAUGCUUCGUUAUGGUCUUUGCCAGUCUACUGGAAUACGCCACGGUCGGCUACAUGGCAAAACGAAUUCAAAUGCGAAAACAAAGAUUUAUGGCGAUCCAAAAGAUAGCCGAACAGAAAAAGCAACAGCUCGAUGGAGCGAACCAGCAGCAGUCGAAUCCCAAUCCCAAUGCAAAUGUGGGUGGACCCGGUGGAGUGGGCGUUGGACCCGGCGGACCCGGAGGACCCGGUGGCGGGGUCAAUGUGGGCGUCGGUAUGGGCAUGGGACCGGAGCAUGGCCACGGGCAUGGACACCACGCCCACAGCCAUGGACAUCCGCAUGCGCCCAAGCAAACAGUGAGUAACCGCCCAAUCGGCUUUUCCAAUAUCCAACAAAACGUUGGUACGCGCGGUUGCUCGAUAGUGGGACCCUUGUUCCAGGAGGUGAGAUUCAAGGUCCACGACCCGAAGGCCCACUCCAAGGGCGGAACGCUGGAGAAUACGGUGAAUGGCGGACGCGGCGGUCCGCAAUCGCAUGGACCGGGUCCGGGACAGGGCGGCGGACCGCCCGGCGGUGGCGGAGGCGGUGGAGGCGGGGGCGGACUGCCCGAGGGCGGUGGCGAUCCGGAGGCAGCGGUUCCAGCCCAUCUACUGCAUCCGGGAAAAGUAAAAAAGGUAAAGGACAUCAACAAGCUGCUGGGCAUCACGCCCUCCGACAUCGACAAGUACUCACGCAUCGUGUUCCCCGUGUGCUUCGUGUGCUUCAACUUGAUGUACUGGAUCAUCUACCUGCAUGUCAGCGACGUGGUCGCCGAUGAUCUGGUGCUCCUGGGCGAGGAGUAGGGCGUCGUCCUUCAGCGGCGCAAGCGGACGAGGGCGUGGCCCAAGGACACAGGAGUGAACAGCGCACGAGAGAGUCAAACUUGGCAGGGCGCUGAAAAACCACACAAAAAAUGAAAAAAAAAAAUAAAAACGCAGAAACCAAAACCCGCAAAAAAAAUACACAAAAAUAGGCACAAAAAAAAAAUGAAGCGGAAACAAAACUAAUUUUAACUAGCGAUAUGAAAAUGCAGAGGCAAGAGUUUAUUGUUUAAUACAAAGGCGAAAAGGACACACACACAUAUUAAAAGGUCGAAAGCAAAGAAUAUUGUUAAAUAGAUUUACACAGAAUAUAAAUGAAAUGAAGAGAUAAAACAACAUUAGAAUUAACAACCAAAUGAGUAUAAAUGAAUGAAGAAUAAUCAAAAGCAACAGAUUAGCAAAUUGUAGUGAAAAUUAUAUAACGAAGGGCAUAAGUGAAGCAGUUGAGGAGAAUUAUGAACCGACAAAAUAAAACCAUUUCAACCACAAAUAUAACGAUCAAAAAUCAUACGCAACAUAGGCAUUAACGAACGGAAACGAACGAUGACUUUGAGAUACCCUCGAAAUAGCGCAGUCGAUAAGUUGAUUUCAACACACCAAAAUACUAGAAGUUAAAUAAUUUCCAUUAUCUUUGCGGCGUUUUGAGUUUAAGUUUAAGAUACGAAAGACCUUUGCUUCCCACUUCAAAAGCAAAACACCCGGAGAGUCUUCCUCUAAUUUAAGUGCGUUCCCCUUUUCAGCUGCACGCUCCCAGAAACCGAAAACCAAACCUAAACUUAACCGGUACUUAACCAGUACUUAACCGGAACUUAACCGGAACUCACAAUGCUGAUCCAUUGAUUGCCCAUUCAGUUGGUUGAUUUGUUUAUUCAGAACUGACUUAGCGCUUCCAAGUGAAAUGGCCAAAUUUAUUAGAAAUCAAAAUGUAGUAAAAAAAGGAACAAUUUCGACAAUUGCAAAUCAGUUUGGCGAAUUAUUUCGUUAAGUUAACUUUAAAUGUAAAUCGAAAACGAGGCAGUCACGUAAGAUCGAGGGAUUUUUUAAUCAUUUGCACAAGACACAAAACCAAACACUCACAUUCAUUCACACCAAACUCGACACGAAUGUUAUGAAUUAUGAAUUACUUUGGAGCGCACCUUUUAUAAGAAAGCAUCGGAGAUAAGUCAUACAAAUAGUUAGUGCAAUUGACAUAGCGAAAUAAUAGUAUGAACGAUAACGAUUCAUUUUAGUUACACCAAUUUUUAUAUCAACUUUAAACUAACAACAAAUUAUUCAAUAUGCACUCACUCACUCACGAACACGAGAAUCAAACUGAAACAAAAACAAAAGUAAAUACAAAAAUAAAAACUUUUCGAAAACAACUUUGCGGCACCGUAAGAAAUCAAUCUAAAGUCUAAGUGAAAUUUUCAAACGCAAGUAAGCCCAAUAAAUACCAGUUAAUUAAAAAACGAAUACAAAUAGAACAUAGAACAUAAAGAGUACACAAGUAUGAAUGAAACUGCCUAAGAAAAAUAGCAUAUAAGUAUAACAAAUAGUUGCUAAAAAAAAACAUACAAGAAAAACCAAGAAAAUUGAACGAAGACAAUUGAUUUUCAAUUUGUAAAUACAAACAGAACAGUCAGUCGGAACAUUCUCAAAGCAAAGUAGGAGCAAAACUUCGCAAUUAAACUUAGUUAAUGUAAUCGGAUCCGAUUAAGCAAUUAACUCGGAUGCGUUCAAGCAGUCAAUAAAGCGAUAAGCAAACAAAAAAUAAUUAUACCUACGAUGCACCGUCUUAAGUUAGCCUAAUGUCACACACAGAUACACACCAACACACUGACAGGCGACACUGACAAUGGGACACAGAUACUCGACGUAUAUAUCGACCUAUACAUACGUAUAUAUAUAUGUAUAUAUAUAUAUAUAUAUAUAUAUAUUUGAAUUUUCGCUCAAGUUCCUCGAUGAAUCACAGACACAAAGAGAAAGAAACAAAAGAGUUAAGUUAAUUCUAACACAUAAAUUAAAGGCAAGUGAGUUUAACUUUAAACGUAAAAUAAAGAAAUUAAAAUACAAUUUAGCACAAUGGAGAUAACUAAGCAAGCCAUACCAAAAUAUCAUCAAUGAAUUUUAAUUUAGUGUUUAUGAUUAGUGCAAGUGCAGAUCAGAUCGUAAGGCUAAAGAAUUUUGUACAGUUAGCUAAAGUUAAAGCUAGGAUUUAGUUAAGAGCCAUAAUAUGGCCAAAUACACACACACACUCUCACACACACACACACAGAACCACACGUAUAUGUACAUAGAGUAUGGCUUAAGGCGACACACGUAUAUGAGAUAUAUAUAUAUUCAUAUAACAUAUUUAGGCACCUACGUAUAUGUAGCACGAGUUUUUUAUAUGUAAACCAAACCAAACCAAACCAAACCAAAUUGAAACCUAUUCCGAUGGAAAAGAGAAAAACAACACAAAAACAAUUAACUGUAUAUACGAAAAGUACUUAUGAACGGAAGACAGGCAGCGUAUGCUAUGGAUCAGCUAUGGAACCCUAGAUAUACAUAGUUAAGAUGAAACCUUUAACCCUUCUUAAGGACUACCUAACCAAUUCAGCAAUUCAGCAGGACGACUACAGAAGAGAACCCAAGGAAAAUUACUUUAUUAACGAUCUAGACAGACACAAACACUCACUGACACAAGCACAACACUGGAAACAUUUAUGAAAUAACAGACAGAGUCGAGACUCGACUAUUCGAUACCCUUUAGCCACAUCCUCCAUCCAUCGUCUGUCUGCUCUACGGAAAACGCCCCAUGAGUCCUUACCCAUUUUGUACCAACGCGUUGGCUAAAGAGUAUCCCAAAUCUUAAAUAGGAAUCUGAGCGAAAGAAAGCAAUAUAAGGAUUACCAGUUAAUAAUUGAUUUAGCAAUUUCAUUUAUGAUUUACUGAGCCAAGUGAAACGGAUUUGAAGCAAACUGCAAUUGAUCUACCAGCCAUACAAAACAUUCCCCCAGAAAAUAGUUAUGACCCGAGACGCGGCAACAUAAAUGUGAAAUCGGUGAUAAAGAACAUAAGUAAUAUAUAUCUGCGCUUAUAUAUAAAAACACAGAAAAAAAAACAAAGGUCACACACUUAAAUAUAGAUAUAUUUUGUAGCUAUACAAGUCAUAAAUCAAUUAUGUUACCGAAGACAGAAAUCAAAAUGUUUACAAAUGGCUGAUGUUCAUUCGUAAAAGCUCUAUAAAAUAAAUAAUCCCUAUAAAUGAGGUCAAAUAAAUUUUUGAUGCGACAACAACAAGAGAAGAAGAACAACAACAAAUAGCUGCUCAACGGUUUCGGAGCGUAUUUCCAAAGAACGUAAAUUAAUGAUGAAAAAACCAUUUAGUUGUAAACAAUGCAAAGGCGAAAUAGUUGACAAACAUUUUUAAAGAAUAGAAAACACACUUAAUGGCAAAUCGAUGCGUUUAAUUUUUCAUAUGGAAUUUUUUACUCUACAACCUAGUUUACAAUAUUAUUUGUGGUAAUGAAAAGCCAACAAAUUUAGUUGCCCAUAGUGAGGACUUUUUUAUAAAAAAAAAAAACAAAACAAAAGAACAAAUUAACGACGCAAGACGAUGAUAUGCAUAUGUACGUGCUGCGUAUGCAAGAGCAUUUAGGACAACAACAAAAACAAUGAGGACGGAGCAUUCAAGAUAAAAACGAAAUGAUGAAAAUAUGAAAAUAUGUAAAAUGUUAAAUUAUACACACAAUGAAAUGUUUGAAGCAUUUUUGGUGUCGCUGUUUAGACGGCGGCACCAACACCAACGUUUUAUAAAGCAACCGAAAGGGAGAAAUAAAUAAGUAAAUCUAUAUUGGGGAUCGAUAUAAACGUGAUGCGAUGUAAUAAUUACGUAUGUAUGUAUAUGAUGUAUAUUUAAUUAUAUAUUAUAUAUGUAUGGUGGUCUCAAAAACAAAACACGCAAAACCAAAAAUGAAAUUCUAAAGUAUUUAGAUAAGCAAACCAACAAGUUGAGAGCCCUAGAUUAAGUUGAACCACACCACACACAGAUGCUGAUGCAGAUGCAGAUACAAUUACAGAAACUGAUACAGAUACAGAUACAGAUACAGAUACAGAUACAGAUACAGAUACAGAUACAGAUACAGAUACAGAUACUGAUACAGAGAUACACUGACACACUGAGAAAAACCGGACCCCAGUUCAUGCAGAUUGCACCGAAAGCGUAAUUAACAACAUUUUUAAAGUGAAUUCAAAGUUAAUGCAAGUGAAUAUUAUUAUUGAGAAAUAGUCUAUAACCCUAGGCAGCAAGACGCGAUAUUGAUUGAACCAUGAAUUGUUAGAAUGAUAAAACACACUAUAAAUCACACACCACAACACACAUACUUACGGUUGUACGUUGCAUACUCCUAGUUUGUUAUCACGGAGGGUUCAUUUUGAAAUCAUUUUGAAAGUCCCCAAAUCCGCAUCAUUAUCCGUUGAAUCCUUUGCUCAAGCAAAUUAAAAAAAAAAAAAUGCGAAAAUUUGUUAUUACAUUUUAAGAUGAGGGACACCAGCGCAACCCAAUCCCCGAAUAGAGAAUACCCUUCCGCGGGCCCUGGCUACUGAAAUAUAUAUGUAUAUGUGUGUAUGAUUUGUCAGCCAUCAACUUACCAGCUUUUCAAGUCUCAUACUACCAUCGUCAAGCAGUUACAGCUAUCGAAUCGAAAGCUGAUCAAGGAAGUGGGGGGAGUAUUUCUAUAUAAUUUUUGGUUUUAUCCGUCCAUCAAAAAGAGUUCCUAAAUGCAAUAAAUGAACAUGUUUUAUGAUUACCAGCCAGCCGGCCUGCAAUCUGUUAGAUCCCCCCCGUAAUUAAAUUUCCCCCGUUCACAUUGGUCUGCUGUCAAUUAUUGGUUCCACAGCCCCUCAGACGAUUAUUUCCGAAUCCCAGAAUUUCGGUUGCUCAACCCAUCCAUCAGCCUCAGAAAUCCCGAAUGGGAAAACACCCACAUAAGUAUAUAAGCAAGCUAUGUUUGCCAUGUUUGAGGAGCCUCGGAUUGGGAGGCAAAUGCAAGAGGAAUAAUUUAAAACGUAAUGCGUAUGUAAUGAUUGAUCACUGAUCACAAAUUUUGACUGUGUUAAUUUCGUUAUAUAAAAUGAAAAACAAAAUUAAAGAUACAAAAUACAAAAAAAAAGAAGAAAGACGAAAGAAGAAAGAAGGAGGAAAAACUGAAAUGAGAAUAAUUAUCUAUAGCAUAUAAAUGAUAAACACACACAUAACAAACAUAAUUAAAAGGGAAAAUAAUAAGAGAUGAGUGUUACAAAAACGUAAAUGAUAAAACCCAAGAAGGAACCUAUAUUAUUAAGUUAAAUACUAAAACUAAAAACAUCCAAAGGGAAAAAAUGCAAACCAAGAAGGAAUAUUAUAAUAUUGCAAUGAAGUGAAUAUAAAUAAAGAUAUGUAAAAAAAUUACAA
Messenger RNA from Drosophila yakuba, 9048 nucleotides. RefSeq names its product gamma-aminobutyric acid receptor subunit beta (gene Rdl). The coding region runs from base 1791 to 3617 and encodes 608 amino acids. The transcript is spliced from 10 exons. Gene Ontology annotation, cellular component: neuron projection; synapse; membrane. NCBI's taxonomy places the organism in Eukaryota, Metazoa, Arthropoda, Insecta, Diptera, Drosophilidae. The record is from RefSeq and is a predicted model, not a curated record. Gene Ontology annotation, biological process: regulation of membrane potential; signal transduction; nervous system process. Gene Ontology annotation, molecular function: neurotransmitter receptor activity; GABA-A receptor activity; extracellular ligand-gated monoatomic ion channel activity.